AUGAUAACCGGUGGGACAUCUGGCAUCGGCUUCGCCAUUGCCGAACGAUUUCUUCAAGAAGGGGCAUCGACUAUAGUCCUCGUCGGCCGAUCUCAAACACGCCUAGAGGAAGCAGGCGCAAAACUUGAGUCUCUCACAAUUACAGAACCAAACCUUGGUGAAAGCGAGAGUGAAAUCGCAACUCGCGCUCCAGAAGAAGACAACCAGCAAAGCGCACAAGGAAAUAUUCGUCUACUUGUCGGAGACGUCUCAGAUGCCGGAUCAUGGAUGCGGGAACUCGAGAAGGAAAUGGCGAAUGUAGAUAUCCUGGUCAACGCGGCAGGAAUUUCGAUAUCGAGCAUUCUGCCAAGAUCCGAGCUUGAAGAUAUCUCCACAAUCCUACGUACUAAUCUCGAAGGCGCAAUUCUCACUUCGCGCGCACUAAUGCGUGCCUCAAUUCGGAGCCGGAUACGUAAUCGGACUGAUCCAGCUACGGGGACCAAACCUCCCUCGAAAUGCAUUAUUAAUGUGUCUUCUCUACUUGCGCUCAAGAGCGGAACUGGCGCAGUUCCAUACGCUGCUUCCAAGGCUGGCCUUCUCGGUCUGACACGGUCAUUGGCUGUUGAGGCAUCGGCUUCAAUGAAAGAUAUUGUGAUUCGGUCGAAUGUUAUCGUGCCGGGGUAUAUUGAAACACCUAUGGUUGCAGACUUCACACCUGGGGAAACGAGCAGGCUGAAGAAUCUCAUUCCUCUGCAUCGAUUUGGAGAUCCACGCGAGAUCGCUGAUGCAGCUGUGUUCUUGGCGCAGAACGAAUAUGCCAACAAUUGUGUGCUCAAUCUUGAUGGUGGACUGAGUGCUGUUUGA
Molecule: messenger RNA, 843 nt
Organism: Penicillium vulpinum
Lineage: Eukaryota; Fungi; Ascomycota; Eurotiomycetes; Eurotiales; Aspergillaceae
Product: SDR family NAD(P)-dependent oxidoreductase
Exons: 3
Coding region: 1-843 (280 amino acids)
Molecular function (GO): oxidoreductase activity, acting on the CH-OH group of donors, NAD or NADP as acceptor
Source: RefSeq, a predicted model, not a curated record